This is a messenger RNA of Chinchilla lanigera (long-tailed chinchilla), 4512 nucleotides long. RefSeq names its product WD repeat domain 49 (gene Wdr49). Gene Ontology annotation, molecular function: protein binding; calcium ion binding. Bases 311 to 3541 code for a protein of 1076 amino acids. The record is from RefSeq and is a predicted model, not a curated record. The transcript has 20 exons. NCBI's taxonomy places the organism in Eukaryota, Metazoa, Chordata, Mammalia, Rodentia, Chinchillidae.
CAAUUGUUACUUGGGAAGGCGAAGGGAAAGAAAAGUUUUACUGGGCUUUGUUUUGGUUGCCUGGAAACAUACAAAGGCAUCAGAAAGAAAUGAAACAAACAACUCCUCGCUGCUGGGAGGGUGGGCUUCUGGGCCUGCUAGGGCAACUCUGCAGCUGCUUCAAUCUAAUGCCCGGGCCAGGAAAACGGAGUUGAAAAACCCUAUGUUAAGCACCUGUUGAAGGAAACAAAACAAAAACAGGAGAAUUGAAGACUGCUUGGAAAGUGGUGAAGCUGCUACGCGUUGCCAGAAUUGUGCCCCUGAGCUGAGCAUGGGGUCCCGGCUUGGGCCAGGAAGCCCUGCGAAAACAGGUCUAACUGCAGACGCAGGCUGGGACGCAGGCCUGCUUGAGAACCACCUUGGGGUGGAGGACUUUGUGAGAAUACAGAGGGCCUUCGAGUCCCUAGAGCCAAGGAAAAACACUGGUAUGUCCAGGGAAGAGUUCGUGCAGAAGAUGGCGGAGACCGUUGGUUGGGGCACACUGGAGGAAUACGGGGAGCUCUUUGACAAAGUGGAUGUGGCUCGGGAUGGCUUUAUUAACUGGGACCAGCUGACCUCAUUCAUACUGCUGUCGCUUUAUGAGAAAGACGAACGAGCAAAGGCAACUGUGGUUCCCCAGUGGAAGGACCUCGAAUUCCUCCAAGGAAAACACAAGGGCACCAUCCAAAAAGUAAUUUUCUUAAAGAAUUCCAGUCGUUACCUGACUGUGAGCACAGAAGGCCUGCUGGGAGUCUGGGGAGAGAAUUUAAAGCUGCGAGAAACGCUCCCCGUUACUUCUGACGCCAGCAAGCUCAAACACCUGUGGGUGACAAGUCUGGUCUCCCUGGAAAAUGCAAACAAGAUAGCAGUGGCGUUUACAAGCAAAGAGAUUUGCUUCUAUGAUCUGCUGUCUCAAGAAUUUCCUUGUCAAUACAAACUGCAAGGCUUGAAAGGAACACCAAUUUGCAUGGAUUAUUGGUACAAUCCUCUUGAUGCCAAUGAAUCAAUUCUUUCCUUCGGGGACGUAACUGGAAAUGUGCAAGCCGUUGUUUUCACAGCAGCCGUGAUUUCCCUGUUUGAACGGCCCAUUAGUGCAUGUGAAGACGAAGAAGGCACUGUGACCAUUAGCUGGGAAGACCUGCUCUCUGGACGUCACCGAUGUUGCCGUAUCUCAGAACACGAGCUUCAUCAUGGAGACUGGGUGAGGCAAGUUACUUACAGUGCGUCUUUGGGUGCCGUCAUUUCCAGUACAACCAACAGUACGAACACCGUGGUGCUGGCUUGGAGAGAGAAGUCAAAACAUCAUCUGGAAGUGACAUCCUUCAGCAUUGCCCAGGGCAUUCAUGCUUUUGAUUACCACUCUCUGCUCAAUCUAAUUGCAACUGCUGGCAUUAACAGUAAAGUUUGCCUUUGGAAUCCUUACGUUGUUUCUAAACCAGUCGGUGUCCUUCGGGGUCACUCAGCGAGUGUAAUCGCUGUCCAGUUCUUUGCUGAAAGAAAGCAACUUUUCAGCUUCUCUGCGGAUAAAAUUUUGAGACUCUGGGAUAUUCAUCACCAACUGUCCAUCCAGAGGAUAGCUUGCUCUUUCCCCAAAAGUCAGGACUUCACAUGUCUCUUCCACUUCGACGAAACCCACGGACGGCUUUUCAUUGCAUUCAAUAACCAACUGGCCUUGCUGGCAAUGAAAACUGAAACCAGCAAGAGGGUGAGAAGUCACGGAAAACCAGUCACUUGUGUUCUUUACAAUCCGCUCCUGAAGCAGAUAAUUAGCUCAGAUGCAGGGUCUACAGUUUCCUUCUGGAUGAUAGACACUGGGCAGAAAAUCAAACAGUUUACCGGUUGCCAUGGCGACGCAGAAAUCAGCGCGAUGGCCCUUGACGCAAAUGAGACCCGGCUUUUGACUGGCGGCGCAGAUGGAACUGUAAAGAUUUGGGACUUUAAUGGAUAUUGUCACCACACACUCAAUGUUGGACAAGACGGUGCUGUGGAUAUUUCACAGAUCCUCGUUAUCCAGAAGACAAUACUGGUUACAGGCUGGGAGAGGGCUGUUACUGUGUUUCGACCCCAGCACUCCAGUCAGUUUCUCAUCGAGCCUGAGGAAUGGAGAGGAGGAGCCCAGCACCACGACGACGUCUUGUGUGCUGCAUUUUCACCUCCACAAACUCUCGCCACAGGAAGUUACGAUGGAGAGAUCGUCCUGUGGAACAACAGCGCAGAAAACGCUGUCUGUGUCCUCCACCCGCAUUACCAGAGGCCGUUAAAAUCGAAGUCAGAUACGGAGCCUCACAAGCUUUUCAGUGCUGAAGCAAAAGGCUCCACCUCCGCCACGGCAGAUCAGGCUUGCGGGGCAGCCCGUACCUCCGAGAUCGACACCGAGGGUAACAACGCUGUUCUGAGGCUUUGUUUCCUUGAAGCAAGGAAAAACAUGGCCGCAACAGGAGGAGCUAACCUGGUAUCGUGUGGAGGAUCGGGUUAUGUCAGAUUCUGGGACACAUUCAGUAAACAACUUCUGGCUGAAUUUUCGGCUCAUAGCGGAGUUGGAUCCAUUACCAUGUCUACUGACAAGUGGAAUCAGUAUCUCACCACAGGAGAUCGGGAUGGAUGUUUGAAAAUCUGGAAUAUAGAGGAAUACUGUCUUGGUUCAAGUAAGAGAAAAAUCACACGGGCUCCAACUCUGAUAAGAGUCUUCCAGCCUCAUGAGGACCGGAUAACUUCCCUGGAGAUGUGUGAGCGGGGUGGCCACUUACUGGUCAUCUCUGCCUCUGCUGACUGCAGUGUUUGUGUGACUGGUAUCCACGGUGCUCCUGUUUGGACCUUUGGUCAGGCGAAACAUUGGAAUAUUAAAAACUGUUUUUCUGCUAUUGAAAGUGAUACAAAUUUAAUGGAAAGUGAGAUUCAAGAAGAAAGUAUGAGGGUAAAGAAUUUCUCUUCUAAAGAGGAAUCGUGUUUAGACUCAGCAGAACAUUCACUACUUAAUAAGAAGGAAAAAGAUGACUCAGCAUACAGUGUCAGACCAUCUGAAGACAUAAAUUUAGGUAUAGAAUACAAAGAAAGAAAUAUCUAUAAGAAAAAACCACGUCAACUUUACUAUGGUGAAAUUAUACAAAAAGCAGUCAGCCCAUUUAGGUCAUUAAGCAUUGGAGCGCUGACACAGCUGCCUGAGGUGAAUAAACCUGCUUUUCUUCUAGACCCUGAGAAAUAUUUUAGGAAAGAGUCAGAGGAAUAUCUCAGAAUUCCAACGCGUCCUUUACUUUCUGAAAUGGUUACCCUGGAGGCACAAUACCCGCUUUCUUCACUCCUGCUUGUGGUACCAGGCUCGCAUCUGAGAUCGCUGCCUUCAGUCUGCAGAGCUUACGGCUGCAUUUCUUUACACGCCACUUUGAAAGCUGUAUUUGAUGAGAAGAACCUGUUCCCCAAAGAAAUGCUGGAUCGAGAGAGAAAAGCCAAGCAAUUAUGUCAAGAAACAACUUGUGAAAUGAAGAUAAAAAGAAAUAAGAAGCAAUUAUUAUUGAAAGAAAAAUAAAUAUUUCAUUGUCACAUGCAGUAGUUGCAUAAAAUGCAGGAAAAGAAUCAAGAAUUCUGUUCCUUUCUUUUACUGUAAUUUGAACUUUUGGAAAUUUUAUCUUCAGACGAUGUUUUAUUGCUGCUUUUAUUAAUCACUUUCAUUUUCUCCUACUCUUAAUAAUAUUAAGACUGGAGUCAAGAAGGGGAAUGUCAGUUGGUAUUCUUUUCUCAAAUGCUUUUAUGUAAGAACAUUAUAAUUCUAGAACAAAGUAUUGUAAUUAGUUUUCUAAUAGCUUCCAUUGGUAAACGUUUUUGUCAUUUUUGAUUAUAAAGUCUAUAUCCAAAAUCCCAGCACAGGGAAAUCUACAAAUGUGAAUAAGAAAAUUGUUCCCACUUCUUUUCAUUUUCUAUAUUUUUCCAGUGAUUCUGAUCACAGCAAUUAGAUGUCAAUUGCAGUCUUUCAUAACAUUUCUUUUAAGAUAUAUUUUACUUUAAUCAUACAUAUCUAUGCUGUACAAUGUGAUAAUUUGAUACAUAUACAGAAUAUGUAAUGAUCAAAUCAGAGUUUGUAACAUUUCUGUUUAAAUAUUUAACAAUAUUUGAUCAUUUAAUGAUUAUACGUACAUCUGGGGUGUAGUGUGAUACAUAGUGUAUGCAUUUUGACAAAUUAUACAAAUUAUACAAUACUGUAUCAAAUCAGUAUUAUCAAUGUUUACUGUCCAUUUUUAUUAUCUCAUAUUCAUUCUUUUCUAUAUUUGUGGAGAAAUUACUGCAUAUGAUUUACAUCUAUACUAGACUUUCUAGUGGGCACCAGAAUUGAAUGGUCUAGCACAGCCUAAGAGGUAAUGGCCUUACAAAAGUCAAAGGCCCUGGGGCUACAUAAAGGGCUAACUCUGCACAGAUGGCAAAACAGGAAAAUUUCUCUCUCUUUUCUUUUUUUUUUUUUUGUCUUUUUGAGACAGGGUCUUGCUAUGAAGUUCAGGCUGGCCU